UUUUAAUAUCGUGCACCUGCUUUGACUCAGUUGAGGAUAAGUAACCACCCAGCCAACUCACGUCACAUUGAGAGACUGGCAGAGGAGCAACACGCACAUCGUCUUUGUCUUGAUCUCGGUUUUUAAAUUGCAGUUUUUCUAGAAUCUACCAGGGAGCAGACGCAGAUUCUUCACGUGGGCGGGUCUUUUCACCAUGGCCCCCAAAAGAGGGAUAAUUUUCCUACUCAUUGUGGCCUGCGCAGUCUCGGCCAAGAGCUUUCAUGUAAUGCCUGGAUCUAAAUCUGACAUCAGAGACACGGCCAAAAAACUGAUGAGCAAAUGCCAGGAUCAGGGACACCCAGUGCCUCAGACGUCACUGAUGUAUACUGUCUUCAAUGUCAGUGAUGACUUGCCUAUAAAGGACAGAACCCAUGGCAAUUCCAACAGCUUGCUGUCUGCUUUUAAAAACAUCCUGGAUUCAGUCAAAGACCCACGUAGUCGAGCCCACUUGGAUGACUCGGAUACAAUGGCAAACAUGAUGUGGAAUUCAAGCAAUCUUCCAUCCAUGAUCCAGAUUAUAAGCAACACCACUGAUGAAUCUGCAUGUUACAUGCAUGCAUUUGUUGCCCCUAUGUGUUGGGAAACCUUGACUACACAGAGUGAAGACAUCAUGGACUCGCAAGACUAUGACAAGCUGCUGUGGGCUGCCAAACCUGCGCUGCAGGAUAUGCCUUCUUCAAAAAUGAAGCUUCCAAAUAAAAUUGGGGGCCAAAAAGUGAAAAAAAUGAUGAAGAUGCUGAAGGAGGUGUAUGAUCCCAUGCCUGAAGACCAAAAGAAAAAGGUGGUAAAAUGGGUAAAAGAGCAGAUAACCCAGAAUUACUUCAACUGUACACUGAGGACAGCAUCUAACUCAAGAUUACACUUGGCGCACUGCAAAUCUUCACUGAAAUGGCUGAACUUGGAAGCUUUGAGCAUGAUGGGACCAUACGUCACUCGUUUAGCACCACAUGAUCUCGAUUCUUCUCCCAAAGAAAAGCUGUGCGACUAUUUUGGCUCUAAGCAGUUCAAAUCUGCCAUGGCAAUGGCCACAAAGAUAAACCCCAGCCUGGCCAAGAGGUUUCUACAAAGAUUUCAGGAGUGUUUCACUGGAGAAGAGUUUGCAGAAAAUGUGGACAAGCUCGGCACACUGGCCUGUCAUACCUAUGAUGUACCAGACUUGACUGCUGUUGCCAGCAGGACUCUCCUCACAGAGCUUGAAAACUGCAGCAGCGAUAACCCAAGAAUCAAAAAGCUGAAGAUGAAGCUUGUCCAUUCUGCGAUGUCAGAUCUGAGCCCUAGUGAAGCAGUAAACAAGCUGGGCAGCAGUGUUACCUUUCUGUCUCCCAAACAACUGUCUGAGAUCCCUAAAGAUGUUCUCAGGAAGGCUCUCCAAAAUCUGGGAUCCAAUGCCCAAUGGACACAAGGCCAGCUGCAGACCUUGGUCAAGAAUCAGCUUGGCGACAAGAAGUGUGCAAAGAUAUCGGGUACGGAACUGAAGACCCUUCAGUCGGUUGCAAGAGGUUUGCCAAGCUGUAUUCUCGAGCAAGUGUCAGCCAGCGAGAUCCUGAAUGACACAGAGGCUCUGAAGAACAUCUCCAAGAGGAUGAAGAAGGGGCAGUUGAAGGCCAUGCUGCAGGGGCUGCGUAGUAGUGCUGAUCCCUCAGAGCUGGUGAAGAAGUUGCAUGGACCUUUGCUUCAGAGCAUUUCUCUAAGCACCCUGUCCACAGUAAACUUCAGCUCUGUGGACCAAGUGGAGGAUAAAAUUUGGAGUCUGGCACAGAAUCUUUUAUAA
Molecule: messenger RNA, 1810 nt
Organism: Larimichthys crocea (large yellow croaker)
Lineage: Eukaryota; Metazoa; Chordata; Actinopteri; Sciaenidae
Exons: 16
Coding region: 194-1810 (538 amino acids)
Source: RefSeq, a predicted model, not a curated record